GAUAUUAGAGGAAGCGUAAUUCCAAAUGACCCCCCACAAUCUUUUUUUGGUUAGUCUGUCAAUAGGUGAACCCCCAGUUUCACAACUCCUAGCAAUGGACACUGGUAGCCCUCUAACCUGGGUUAACUACAAACCUUGCAGUGGAUGUCACCCAUCAAGUGCAACAACCUCCCUUUUCGAUCCCUUAAAAUCAACAACCUACAACCCUUUAUCUUGCGAUUCAAGUUAUUGUGAUCUUAGUAUAGAAGGCAAAUGUGACCUUAGAAAACAAUGUGAGUACACUAUCAGGUAUCUCGUUGAGACGUCAAAUGCAGGAGACCUUGCCACCGAGAAGCUCUCAUUUGGGACAUCUGACGAUGGACUGACAAGUAUCUCGAGUGUUGUUAUUGGUUGCGGCCAUAAAUUUAUAGGAGGCUUACAACUAGAUGGGAUUCUCAAACUUGGUUUCAGUAAGGUAUCCUUGGUUUCCAACAUUUCUAAAAAAAUUUCUUAUUGCACUGGGGAUAUAACAGAUCCCAAUUACAUCUAUAACAAAUUGAUCUUGGGGGACGGGACACAAAUUGAAGGUGAUUCAACACCAAUGGAAAUAUAUGGUAGCAACUAUUAUGUAACCCUGGAAACCAUAAGUGUAGGAGACAAAGUACUUGCCAUGGAUAAAAACAUUUUCAAAAGAACAUCCGACAGAGGUGGAGUAGUUAUCGACUCGGGUACAACAUAUAUGCAGCUCAAAAGAGGUGCUUUUGAAGCUCUUAAAGUAGAAGUAGAAAAUUAUAUAAACGGAAAAUUAGAGAAAUUUUAUUACAAAGACUAUUUGUGCUACGAAGGAAAAGUGAACCCCGACCUACAAGGGUUCCAUAUGGUGAAACUUCAUCUAGCUGGUGGAGUGGAGGUAGUGUUGGACAUAGGGAGCAUGUUUCAACAACUGGGCAAUGAAAUAUUUUGCAUGGCAGUGGAAUUAACCAAGGAUGACAAUAUCAUUGGAAUGAUGGCGCAACAGCAUUACAAUGUCGCGUAUGACCUUACAACAAUGAAGAUCCAUUUCCUGAGGACAGAUUAUGAGCUUCUAGAUAACUGA
Messenger RNA from Ilex paraguariensis (yerba mate), 1075 nucleotides. The record is from the annotation of a GenBank genome assembly. NCBI's taxonomy places the organism in Eukaryota, Viridiplantae, Streptophyta, Magnoliopsida, Aquifoliales, Aquifoliaceae.